AUGAUAAGAGCAACUCGACAGUUAUCAACGAAAUCAGUCAUUGACAAAUUAUUUAAUGUUGUACAAUCAUCAUCAUAUGAUGAAAGGCAAACGAAACUGGAUCAUUUGAUUGAUACUUAUGCACGACAGCGAAAGGCGAUUUAUCCCAAUCUUGUUAAUGAUGUCAUACAACGUUGGGCUCUUGAACAACCAAAACGAGAAGCAUUAUGGAUGUGUGAAAGUAAAAGUAAUGAAAGUGAAAUAUUAACAUUUGAUGAUGUAUAUAAACAAUCAUGUCGUUUGGCUAAUGUACUCACUAAUGAAGAAUUCGAUUUGGCACCAGGGCAAACUGUACUCGUUAUUUUACCUAAUACUGCUAAAGAACGAAUUCUAUUAUUAUUAGCAUGUAUUCAAACUGGUUUAAUCUUUUGUCCAUAUGAUCCAAAAGAUUUAACAAAUGCUGGAAUUUCUGAAAGGAUUCGAAAAUUAGUUAUUAAUUGUGUUAUUACAGAUGAAAAUAAUUUAGAUAUGGUAAGAUACUAUACAGGAACCCCAUUACGACCAUUAAAAAAAGGUUAUUUUAUGCCAUGCUCAAAAUCUAAAUUGUCACCAGUCAGUUGGACUCAUUUAAUGCAACAUGCUAAUAAUGCUGAAAGUAGAUAUACAAAAUUUGUGAAUAUUAAUCAUAAUACACCAAUUAUUCGUUUGCUAUCAAAUAAUAAUAAUGUUAUUGAAUAUUCUCAAGAAGCUUUAAAUCUUCGUUUAAUAUUAGCAGGUCUUUGGUUAAAUAGUAACAAAACACCUCGUUUAAUAUGGAUGAAAAAUCAAAAUGAAAUAAUAUCAAUGGCUUCUUGGUUGUUUGGUUCAUCAAUAUUUUAUAAAGAAACAGAAACUUUAAAAUCCAUGGUUCAAACAUUUGAAAAUUAUCCUAUUGAUGCUUUUUGUGCAACAUUAGCUAAUUAUCAAAUGCUUGAAAAUGAACACGAACAACAACGAGAGAUUACAACAAAUCUUCAACAAUUAUUUUCUACUGAAUCAAUUACUUCUAAAAUUAAAUCUCGUUGGCAUUCAUUGACAAAUCUUUAUAUUCGUGAUGAUUAUCCUGGUUUUUAUAAAAAACCGAUAUUAAACGAUUUUUCAAAACAUGUUCGACAAACAGCAUAUGUUGCUGAUAAAGUGUACAUCACAUCUAAUAAUGAAUUUCUCAACAAACCAAAAGACAUUAAAAAAAACUUGUUAAUUAAUAUCGAUUAA
This is a messenger RNA of Rotaria sp. Silwood2, 1233 nucleotides long. The record is from the annotation of a GenBank genome assembly. NCBI's taxonomy places the organism in Eukaryota, Metazoa, Rotifera, Eurotatoria, Philodinida, Philodinidae.